AUGGCGGACCUGGCAGUAAACUUGGCCAAGUCGGUGGUGGAGGGGGCUGUGACCAAGGCCCUGGCGGCGAUUGAGGAGGAGGCAACGCUGCGGCAGAGCACGCAGAACGACCUGGCGUUCAUCACCGGUGAGUUCCAGAUGAUGCAGUCCUUCCUCAAUGUCGCAGAUGAGGAGCGCGCCAGGAACAACGUGGUGAGGACCUGGGUGAGACAGGUCCGUGACCUCGCCUACAACGUGGAGGACUGCAUCGAGUAUGUGAUCCACCUUGACAAGGCGUCAGACUGGCACUGCCGCUGCCUCCCAGGCUUCAUCAGGCCAGAGCUGCCGCUGGACAAGGCGGUCGCCAAGAUAAAGCUGCUCAAGGGCAGGGUUGAGGAGGUGAGCCUUAGGAACAUGCGCUACAACCUCAUCAGUGAUUCAGGUUCCAAGCCCGUCACGCAGCAACAGUUUGUGCCUGGUGCUUCUGUCGGUGCCACAACAUUUGACAUGCUCGUCAAAGCAAGAGAUACCACAAAGAUGCAACGAGGAUUAGGAGAUCUGACCAAAAGUGGCAAUGCUGAUACCACACCCAUAAUCAGGGAGGCUUAUGGCAAACCAGAAAUAUGUGACAGCUUCAGAUGCCGUGGCUGGGCAAAGCUGACGCACCCUUUCAAUCCCCAUGAGUUCCAGCGGAGCUUGCUGAUUCAGUUCCACACAAACUCUUGCCUACAAAAGAAAUCGGGUGUAGACAUUGGUACCCUCAAGAAAUUGGAAGUGGCUGCAGAAGGCGAACUUAUUGAAGAGUUCAUGGAGCAAAUGAAGGAGAGGUACCUGGUUAUCCUGGAAAACGUUUCCAGUAUGGUAGAGUGGGACACCGUCAGAGCUUACCUGCCUGAAAAGAAAAAUCACAGCUGGGUCAUCAUCUCUACUCAGCAAUCUGAAGUCGCCAGGCUGUGUGUUGGAGAUCCAUGGCAAGUGUUUGAGCUUAAGCAGUCCUCAGCCGAACACUCUGUAUGUGUCUUCUUCAGGGAGGGUUCUCAAGGCGACGGAGAUAAAAGCAAGCAAACCACUAUGGUGAUGGCUAACAAUAAUGAGGCAUCAUCAUCAAUGGGUGUCCAAAACAAUACUGAUAUGUGGAUUGGUCGAUUCCCCCUAGUUAAAGUACGCAAUUCACAGAUGAAAGAUCUCCGUGGCUAUUUAGCCAGGGCAUGUGUUAAUGGUUUCCUUGUGAUAUCCGUGUGGGGGAUAGCUGGUGUUGGGAAAUCAGCUCUAGUCAGGAACUUAUACUACGACAUAAUGAACUUGGCUUGGAGCUUACUUUCAGAACUUCAGUCAGAUUCUCCUCAGCAAAAUGGAAUCAGCAAUCCCAUUCAAGAGUUUCAUGAGCUUCUGGAGAAACAUCGCUGCCUUGUCGUAAUAGAUGGUUUGCAAUCCACAGACGAGUGGGACCUAAUACGACAUUACUUGGUGUCUAUACAUUCUAGAAGCAUUAUCGUUGUGAUUACAACUGAAGCAAGCAUAGCCAUACAUUGUGCAAAUCGAGAAGAGGCCAUGUACAAUGUCAAAAGUCUAGAAGACGAUGAAGCACGUGAUCUCUUCAAAAAGGAGGUAGGCAUAUUUCCAGAUUUGUCCGCUUUAAGGGAUUCUGAAGAUCCCGAGUUUCUAAAACUUAUUUCCAAGUGUGGCGGACUUCCCAAAGUAAUAGUUGCUGUAGCCAACUUUUUGGCACCCAUGACAGUCAGCUGGAUGAAAACCGCAAUGAAUCUUAGUGACAGAUUUAUGCAUGAUCUGGAGACUAAACCGGAAUUUGAUAACUUGCGUGGAUUAUUUGGUUGGAUGCACAACUACUUCCGUACUUGCCCAGAUUACCUCAAGCCAUGUAUCCUCUACCUGUCCAUUUUUCCGCAAGGCCAAAGCAUUCGAUGGAGGCGUCUAGUGAGGCGGUGGAUCGCAGAGGGUUACUCGAGGGACAUGUCCAACAGGUCAGCUGAGGAUAAUGGGGAAAAAUUCUUCUCGAUGCUCCUUGAUCUGAGUAUCAUCCAGCAGACACCACAUUCAGUCACCACUGCAGAUACAAGAAUGGUCUUGUGCCAAGUCAACGGCUUCUUCCGUGAGUACAUCAUAUCAAGGCGAAAGGAUGAGGACCUUGUCUUCGAACUGGAGGGCAGGUGCACAUUGACCAGUCAACGCACAGGACGACACCUUGUCAUAAAGCAAAGCUGGGACAGAGACAAGAUCGUGUUCAGUAGUAUUGACUUCUCAAGGCUACGCUCCCUCACUGUGUUUGGACAGUGGAAGCCCUUCUUCAUCAGUGAAACUAUGAGGGUGCUCCGGGUGCUUGAUCUCGAAAAUGCAACGGGUGUCACAUAUAAAUGCCUGGAGCAGAUGCUGAAGGUGCUUCCUCGCCUCAAGUUCCUCUCUCUGAGAGGAAUAAGAGAGAUCUGUUCUCUGCCACGUUCAAUUGCUGGUCUGAGGCAGCUUGAAACUCUGGAUGUCAGGGGCACCUCCAUAGUCACUUUGCCACCAUCCAUCACCAAGCUUACCAAGCUGCAGUACAUCCGUGCUGGCAUAGCUAAGGAACCAUCAGUAUCAUGUGCUCAUUUCUCUUGGUUGCCUAGCUGCUGUAGAUCUUGUCAUGUAGGUGGUGUUGAAGUGCCUGCAGGGAUUAAGAAACUUACAGCCUUGCACACUCUUGGUGCUGUCAACGUUGGUUUUUCAGGGGGCAAGGCCAUCCUGAAAGAGCUCAAGAAGCUCACCCAAUUGCACAAGCUUGAAGUGACAGGCAUCAACAAGAAAAAUAGCAAGGAGUUCUGUUCCGUCAUCUCAGACCACGUUCAUUUGGAAUCCUUGUCAGUGUGGCUCAUCAUGGGCAAUAACAAACCUUGUUUGAAUGGCAUGUUCUCGCCUCAGAAGAAGCCUCCGGAAAAUCUUCAGAGCCUUAAGCUAUAUGGCCUUGUAAAAGAAGUGCCAGUAUGGAUCAGAGAUCUUCCCAAACUAACAAAGUUGGAACUGGAGAUAACUAUGUCAGAAGAAGUUGAAGUAAUCAAAGUUCUUGGGGACAUAAAAGAACUAUGUAUUCUACGUUUUUAUGUCAAGCCUCUUAAAGAUGGAGAUGGUAAUAAGCUUAACUUUUUUGUCGAGGUGAAUGGAGUAGAGCAGAGCAGUUAUUUGAACCUCAAGAUACUUGAAAUUGCUUGCAACUCAGAGUUAAAUGUAUCCUUUGGAUCAUUAGCAAUGCAAAAUCUUGAGCUGCUGACAGCUAAAUGCUGUACUGGGUCGGCAGUGAAGUUUGCUGACCUGAAGAGUCUCUCUAAAGGAAAACUCAAGGAGGUGUGGUAUUUUGGUUCCCUUGACAACACAGUUAAGUUGGACAUGGAGAAUCAACUUAACCAGCAUCCUAAGACUCCUGCUUUGAAACUGGAGGAACCAUGUUCGUCCUGA
Miscanthus lutarioriparius is the source of this 3420-nucleotide messenger RNA. The record is from the annotation of a GenBank genome assembly. Lineage: Eukaryota; Viridiplantae; Streptophyta; Magnoliopsida; Poales; Poaceae.